Molecule: messenger RNA, 2692 nt
Organism: Drosophila nasuta
Lineage: Eukaryota; Metazoa; Arthropoda; Insecta; Diptera; Drosophilidae
Gene: Golgin97
Product: Golgin 97
Exons: 8
Coding region: 374-2230 (618 amino acids)
Cellular component (GO): Golgi apparatus
Source: RefSeq, a predicted model, not a curated record
GAUGUGCACAUGGCAUCGCUGUCAUGCACAUCCCGUGGAUUUUGUUUUGACUGGUCCUGAUCCAUUUUCCUCUUAAUAUAAGAACUAUUGAUGAUUUUGGCGUCUAUAUCAGAUGUUAUCGAUAGCACACAAUACGUUGAUAGAAUUGGGCACUGUGCUGCCAGAUAUGUCAAAUUUGUCAGGUGGCAAGCUCUGCCUUCACAUAAACAAGCAAAUUAAAGGCUGGCAUUAAAUGGAGUGAUUGUACAAAAGUAAAAAGAAAAACGAGUUGCUUGUAACCGCAUGUGGUAGCCCAUGGCGAUAAACUAAAUGCAUAUGUAAUUCGUUUAGCUUGCGCCAAAAACAAUACACAAGACUUGCGACAGUUCCCAAAAUGUUUGCAACGUUAAAAAACAAAAUUAAGGAGGAAACUGGCGAUGAUGUGUCCACGUCGACAUCGCAACCGCAUCAGCGCCACUUAAACAAUAAUACCAACAAUAACAACAACAACUAUCGCUUACGUAGCCGUCGUAUUAGCAUAAAUUCCAAUUUUGCUGAUGAUGUGGGCGGUGGCAUCUACAAUGAGCAGUCUGAACAAUUGUGCCAGCUUCGUGGGCAAUGCAAUGAGCUCACCUCCAGAGUGUCCAGUCUCAGUCAGAGUCUUCAGCAAUUGCAGGAUGAGAAGACGAGAGUGGACAAGACCAACGAGAUCUUAUUGGAGAGCGUGCGAGUAGCGCAGACGCAAAAGGAUAUCUAUUGUGAGGAACAGGAGAAAAUACAAAAUCUACAACAAGUGGAAAUUGACAAACUGAAAAACUUAAUGGGCUUUCGUGAGCAGGAAGCCGUCGAUCAUAUGAGCUCCAUACGUCAGUAUCAGCAGCAAAUUGAAAAUCUUAACCAGGAAAUGGAUCGGCUGCGUACGAUUGAACCGAUUGCCGAAGAUCUACGCGAUGAACUGGAGCAGUUACGUCAUGCCACGCAGCAUGAGAAGAACCAACUGACCACAACACUAGCUGCUGUUCAAGAAGAGAAUCGCAACCUGAAAAUGCGCAUGCAAAUCGUUGAGCAAUCACGUCUCGAAACGUUGGCCAAAUUAAGUGGAGAUCAGCAAGUGCAGGCACUAGUGCAUGAACACAAAUUAUUGGAGCAGCAUCUGGAAGAGACGCAUUUGCAAUUGUCCGAUAUAAAAAGCUCAUGGAGUGGGCAGAACUUUGCUUUGGAGAAGCAAGUCAGUCGCCUUUCUCAGCAGGUCGCUGAGGAAACGACUGAAAAACGCAAGGCAUUAAAGGCCAGAGAUGAGGCCAUAGAGAGUCGCAAGCAAGUCGCCUUUGAGCUUGAGAAAGCCAACAUUGAAAUUAAGCAACGCAACGAAAAGAUUAAAUUGUUAGAAGACGAAGUGGACGAAUUGACAGUGGCUCUUAAAGAGUGUCGAGAAGAGAAUGAGCAGCAGAUUCUUUUCGAGCGCAAUAAAUCUGAAACACUGACUGCCGAAAAUAAAGAUCUCAAAAUGCGAAUUGCAACAGCCGAUGAUCGGUUUAGCGAAUAUGUCAAGAAUGCUGAGCAAAUUGCUCAAAAGUUACGAACACAGAUUACCGAAAAGCAAGAUCAGCUCAAUGAGAGUCAAACGCUUUUGGAAAUAGAGCGUGAAGAAAAACUAACAGCAUUAUUGCGGAAUGCGGAAAUUUCGCAAAGCGAAGAGUUGCUUAAAAAGGAAUUACGUCUGGAGCAAAAUGAAUCGAACGAUCUGCAUGACAAAAAUAAACAACUUGAAAAUGAUGUGAAAGAGGCUCGUGUGGCACUCCAAGCGCUCAAUGAGGCAGCUCAACAAAACGAAAAAGACUUGGCGAAAUAUGAGCAAUCCCAACGGGAAAUUAUUGAAAAGAAUAAGACAAUAAAAACAUUAAGUCAACGACUUGGUGACCUUAAGAAAACAUUGCAAAAAGAAUUUCGAAGCUCGCAAUCAGCAACCAUUGAUGUUGAUACGGAUCAAGUAAUACCCGCCCUUAGGAUCUCCCACGCGCCGAUUGAAUCCUUUCAGUCGGAUAAUAAACCAAAUUGCAUUAUAAUGGAUGAAGUGAAUUUUAAAUAUUUAAAACACGUCAUUAUAAAAUUUUUAACAAGUAGAGAGGUUGAAGCCCGUCAUCUUGUACGCGCAGUCUCCACACUAUUGCAGCUUUCCCAAGAGGAGGAGAAACUGUUGCACGACACAUUGGAUUAUAAGAUGAGUUGGUUCGGCGUAAAACCCAGUUAAAUGCUACAAACCCAUUUGAUAGACCCAUCAAAGGGCAAUGUGCAAUAAUGAAAUACAUAUAUAUGUAUAUAUGAAACACAUUCCUAAAUAUUGACUUUAGUUCUUUACCAAACAUAAUUUGUACUAUGUACAUAUUAUACAAGCUUUUUUUACAAUUUUGGAUAGAAGAGCAUAGUCAAAACUUGUUUGUGAUGUUGAUUUUUUCAUUGAAUCUGAGAUAUUUAUAACCAAAAUUUUAAACGCAAAAACGGCGAUUCUAUCCGUUAGUGACAUUCCUGAUUUGUUAAUUUAUAUGUGUAUAUACAUAUUUGUACAAUUAUUUUUUGUUAGAUUAUAUUAUAAUUUUACAACAUCUUUUAAUAAAUAUACAACGCAUUGUAUACAUACACAUGAGAAUAUUUGCACUCAUAUGAACCUAGAUCGGUUUGUGAUGCACUGUCAAUAAAAACCUAUUCUUAAUGC